GCACCGGACCUUCAAUAUAUUGAUUUUGUAAUUUGUUCCGCAGUAUUGCGAGGAUCUGCACCUCCUGUAGGAAAUCGCCUCUUUCUUCACAGGAACAAGAGCAAUGGAACUCUACGGGCGGGGCGGGCAGCAGCGGCUCACAACAUCCGGCGUCAAGAACAUGAUGACAAACCAUCAACCACAAUCACCUACUAGCGCAGGAGUGCUGUCCCGCCGACGUCCUCUCCUGAAGCUUUUCAUUGGCAUAGCAACGGUACAACUCCACGACUUAACGCCAGUCGUAAAAUCAGUUAGGCCAGUCCUCUUCCAACCCCCAUCGGAUGAGGCAGAAACAUUUACCGACGCUGCGCUUCGGGACGAAGACCACCGACUUUGGUCGUCUUUCCCCGACGUUAAUAUAGUUCUGGGUGAGCAGGAACAGGAUCAUUUAUUUUCCCACCAGCGCAGAAGAGGGGGCACUUCAGCCACGGUCGUGGACGAGGACGACCCUAUCCCGGAUUUCCAGCUCGGAGGCGCAUUCAGUUCUUCAACAGCAACCGAUCGGACAGAGUUACAUCAAGAACAUAUUCAUUCCCAGCAGCCGGAGCCGCAACAAGCCCACUUAAAUCCUGAUUUUAACGAGGAAGCACCUCCACUUUUACAUGACGACAACAGACUCACCAUCGAAGCGUACAGUGCGGAACAGCUGCAGAAACUUCCUGCUGGUGGUUCAACGACCGCGACCGGAGUGCAGCAGCAGGACCUUGUUAGCACUCCGUUGAAAACCUGGACCCUCCCACGAUGGCUGGUGGAGGAAAACUCCGCUCUCGGGGUGUUUCAAGCACAGGCAAGCGACCGGUGGCUGAGUUUAGGCGGUGCGCAGGACCACGCGGAGGCUUAUGGGAAAUCGCCGGAUAAUUGUCGCACAUUUCAUCGCGAAGUGGAUGAAGCUUUGAGAGAUAGUAGUAGGAGCGGAAAUUUGGUGCCGGGAUGGAAAACCAGUUCUGCUGACCGCGACAAGCUGCACAAUAAAGGCAUCCUCGGCUUUGAUUUUUUCGAACAAGACCAGCAGAUGAUGAUGUCGCAGGACUCCUUAAGUGACACAGCAAGCACGCGGGCUGCGACUUCUAUCGCACCCACUACGCCGGAACCGCUGAAGCCAGCGGCAUCUGCCCGUGUAGGAGCGGCCGGCUCUGCUGCUGACGAUGUUGACGUUGUGAUGCAGCAUUACACGACCCCGCCAGAAGCUUCGAAAGCAAAUUCAACCUUGCGCCUAGAGGAGGAAACAGACGAACAGGUGCUCGCUUUAGAUCUUCUCUUCAACUACGCGGCCAGGGGGCGAAGAGUACCGGCAGGUAGGUUACUUUCCACGCUAAGUAAGACGCCUGCGUGGACUGCAAUUGUUCCUAGGACGACGGCGGGGCGUGGCACAGCAGAAGAUGCGAGCAGCAUCACUGCUACCCGAUCUCCCUCGAGUACGAAUCUCCUCGCCCUGGAUGACAACCUUGUGACGGAAACCUUGAAUUUUCGGUGUAUUGAGUCUUUGGAAAAAGUCCGACUCGCAGCUUUGGAACUGAUUGAGGGGAAGAUCAAACAGGAGAGGGUGCAGGACAAGGACUUGAAAGUGCUGAGGCGAAUGGUUUUGGAAAAAUCCUUCGCGCUGAAAGCGAUACAAACCCCGACUGUUCUUGUAGCCGCGAAUGGUGCGAAGCAAAUAGGAUAUCAAGGUGGAAAGACGGGGGCCCAGAAGCUAUUUUCAACUUCUAGAACAGCUCGCGGAGGGAUAAUAAACAGACUGGAACAAGCGACCGGCUCCCUCGCAGUCUUUCUCGCGGAGGAAAUGCUUUAUCACGAAAAAGCGCAGAGAACGACACUACAUCCGGCGCAGUACGACCAACUUCGGUCGCGCGCAGAUCUCGGUCCCUGGGCCUUCUUCCGGCAGGUGCCGAAAUAUCUGGUUUUGAAUAUGGAGUUCUCAAAUGUUACAUGAAUUUGUAAUGCAAGACUGGCAAAAGUGGAAGGAGGAAGAUUGCGCCUUUUGCGUUACAAGUUCGGCGCAGAUUUAGGCGCGGCUUAGCCCUUCGCAAAUUUGUCAUGCGGAGCAGCUUGAUCGUGAGGAUGGUGAAGGUGUUUUUGCAUGACAAAUUCAUGCAACAGCUGAGAAUGUAACGCUUGAGAACCCCAUAUUGAACAAGUUCAGAACACCGGUGUCGGGCUACGUCGGAAGACGUGGAGCAUCGGAGAGAGAACCAGAACCACGACAAAGCACCAGCACUCCCCAACAUCAACUACUUCCCACCAUCUCCUUCGGCGCACAGCUCCUCCUUGCAGUCGCAGAUGGGUUGGCGAGAAACAAAAACGAGGGAGUGUAUCUGGAUGGUACGGAAGCAGAAGAAUACGUUUCCGUGCUCUGCGGGAACAAAAUCAAGGCGGCUGGGGGGACGAGCGUGCAGGGCGGUGGAGGACCACCAUGGGAUACUAUCAAUGAUGGACGAGGACUACAGCAAGGUGGUUCAUCCUUUUCGGCCGGCGGCACCGGAGGAGGUGCUACUACUACUAGGACUAGCUCCAGAACAUCAAUAUCAAACGCCGGCUCCUUAUCCUUUUCUGCAGGAGGUCCUCUAGGCAGUACUAGAGCAUCCGGCUCAUCUGCCGUUGACAAUCACAUCUUCGAGGACCCUGUUACCAGCGCAGUGGAUAAAGAGGACAUACAACUUUUCCGGGACAUCUUUUCCCCGGACAUGCCAGAAAUGGUGGACGAGGAUGAAUACCCUGCACAUACACAUACUAGCGUCAUUUCAGCACCACAGCCGGGCUAUCCUGUGCAAAAGUAUCGUACUCGUACAAAUGCAAGUCUUGCAUCACAAAUCUUGUUUCCAAGGCAAAUCCGCAAUAUAGGGAAAUUUGUAAUGCAUUCAUACGAAUACGAUACUUUUGCAGUUCAUACGGGCAGCAAGAAGCGGAACAGGCAGCCGACUGCCUACGAGCGGGCGCGAACGACAAGGUUGUUGAGGAGGAGCAGCACGGUCUUCUCUUAUCAAAUGGAAAAAUGUCUGGGUCUGGAAGGUGAUGCAAGGUUUGUCAUGCUCAUUUUGCAUGACUCCUGACGUCUGUGAUGCAUGCCCUAGCAUCACCGAUUUUGCGAGGUGGGCUUCCUGAUGCCUAUACCGCAUGAGAAGUGCCCUCUUGCCGUGGCAAAAACAGGGCCUCUUUUGCUGUUCAUGCAAUACAGAUUUUUGUCGUAUGCAAAUGCAGCAUGACAAGUUAGAUCCUUCCAGACCCAGACAUAUUUGCGAGGCAGAUCUCUUCGGGCAGCACAACUUCAUCUUCCCCUUCAAGUACAACUCUGGCGGGCGCCAGCAUGAGCAACGGUUCCGCGUCCGCCCCGGUGACGCCGUGCUGCUCGCCGAGUUUGAAGCCGAUGCGCAAGACAAACUCCCUUUCCGCGGUGGCGGAGGUCGAUGUUGGGGAGUUGGAAUUGAUACAGCAACUCGAGGAAGACGCCGGGUCACCUUCAUUUGUUUCUGGUUAUAAUGAACAGCAACAGCAACUACAAAUCCAAAUACAAAAAAACCCCUUACAACAACAAGAACUUCUAUACGCAGAAACAGAUUUCCACCACGACACGGGACGCGAAAUCGAGAUCUUCUUCGAGCACCUUUUAUCCCGCCACCCGACGAUGUUUUUGGUUUUCCACAACACGAAACGGGAAAAAUUCGUCCCGCACGAAGUAAAAUUAGAUAAGUACUUCAAAUUUUCCUACCAGCACGGCUCCGUGCGGCAGUUUACGAGCUCAGAUUUCGCGCAGGAGCAGAUGCCGUUUCUACGGCUACAUCGGAAACUGAGGGAGGAUAGGGAAUUCACCCUGAAAUUCCUUGCGAGGGUGCUGGAGAACAUCGGGAAUGCGGAUUCUUUUGUGGAAGUCGAGAUGAACAGGAACAAGAUUCUAACAAAGCAAGCAGAACCUAUAAGAGGAAGGCCAAGAACAUCUCCCGCAGAAAGAACUUACGUGUUGACCCGCGAAGAAGUCGCGAGUCCUCCGCCGUUCCCGCUUGCCACCGUUUUUUCCAAGCUGAAUCGUCAGGAGAAGGAGAAAGCAGAAUUGAUCGCGGAAAACUUUCUGUUGAAGCACGACGAAGCAGAAGCUGCACAUCAAGUAGACCUUGCCCCACUGCAGCUGGGGAAAACGAAAACCACCACCACCACCACCACGAGGAGAAAUAUUAAACUCGCUAUCACCAUCCCUGGCGACGAAAUUUCUUACAGCGCCCGUUUCCAAGCGGGAAACGCGUUCUAUUCCCGCCGAGUGGAAAAUUCCAACCGCCCACACCAUCUCCGGCUCUACCGCUUCGCGCACCUAGCGCCGAAGCGGUCGGAUGUGGUUUUAACGCUGUUUCGCUACUCCUACGAACAGAUGUUUUUAAUGCGACAGGAGGCGGACGAAGUGGAUACGGUUCAAACGGCGCAUGAAUUGUUCCAAACUUGCGCGGUGGAGUUUGUGCGGAUAUUUCCGAGUAGUUUGGCGUACCAAGAUUGGUGGGUAGAUAAAGAAGUGGUGCCUUUGGAAAAGCAGAGGUUGGAGCUAGUUUUGACCGCGAUUCGGGCGAUGAGGGGAGUUUGGAAUACGUAAAUUCGCCGCGGACCACGAUUGUACGAUCGUGGAAUACGAAUAGUUACGUAUGGAAAUAAAUGGGCAGCGUGGUAAGGAAGUGGCUUUGAUGUGUGCGUAGGCGAGUGGAAAGAGGGGCGCGAUGUCCGAACUUGAAUUCAAGAAUAAAGGCAUUAGAAAGUAAUAGGUUAAACAUGUCACGUAAAAAAAGCAAACUAUUCAUAUUUUUGCCGAACCGAUGGCACUUCGUGCACUUUAUCUUUUUCUCUUUGUGAGGGGUUAUUCAGUGCAAAAAUAUUCUAAUUUCAAUCCAUUCGCUGCAAAGGACGGCAUCGAGUUGUAAUUUUCGUUUACACGACCAGCUUUCAUCUUUCAACACUAAACAAGAAAAUCUAGAAUGCAUUUUGCUAACCUACGUUGGACAGGUCACUUGAAUGCGCCGCGCGCUCGUGUUUGUUGCAACAUGAGUCGCGGUAGCACUCUUGUCUAUUAAAGAAUCAUCACAGGAGGCGGAUCAACAUCCAGAAUGCAGUGCGUCAAGAAUAAAGUAGUUGAAAGUAAGUUGUACAAGAUGGGAAAGGUAAAAGCCGUAUCAUGUUGUAAUGAAGGAAAUGCCGGUGCACCUAUGACGCAUCAGAAAGAGCUCGGAUUUUAACGUUCACGCGCGGAAGUCAAUACGAUUCGGAAUCGUCUGGGAAAUGUGCAAGUACAAGAAACUACGCAGCG
Molecule: messenger RNA, 5314 nt
Organism: Amoebophrya sp. A120
Lineage: Eukaryota; Dinophyceae; Syndiniales; Amoebophryaceae
Source: the annotation of a GenBank genome assembly